Messenger RNA from Acaulospora morrowiae, 546 nucleotides. The record is from the annotation of a GenBank genome assembly. NCBI's taxonomy places the organism in Eukaryota, Fungi, Glomeromycota, Glomeromycetes, Diversisporales, Acaulosporaceae.
AUGGUCCCGCAACAACCAAUUGCCUCCACUAUUCUUCCACCUCGUAAAAAAAAGGGCAUAGGCAACCAAAGGGAUUCGGCGCAUGUUAGUCCUCACUUGGGUCAAACACAUCAACGGAAAUCCGAACUUCAUAUUCCAAAAUAUGAAAACGAGUCACAAAAGAGAGUUUCAGCAUUGGAACCGCGUCAAACGCAAGCUGUGGAACACGGGACACAUCGAACGUUGACAACGCGGCGUCCUGUCAACAUCCCGGUUAACAAAGAUCAAUCUGGUCGACAUGUGAAUGAUGGAAGAUCCGUCAAAUUAUAUGUGAGAGCUUUGUAUGACUACACGGCUUCAAGUCGCGAAGAAAUUUCGUUUAUGACAGGGGAUCUAAUAGCCGUGUUGCGUAUAUGUUCUGAUGGUUGGUGGGAAGGUGAAAUAUUGGAUGAAACUAGAAGAAUUAGGGGCAUAUUGGAUGAAACCAGAAGAAUGAGGGGCAUAUUCCCAAGCAACUAUACUGAAGUAUUGAAAGGUUUGGGUUCGAGUCCAAGCUCAACUUUAUAG